AUUUUCAGUUUUAAGAAUUCGAGAAAUUUGUUGAUUAUAUAGAUUUUUAAGUUUAUAACUAUUACCUGCUGUUUUAAAAAGUGAUUUUAUAGUUUCAGUGGAAGUUGGUGAAGAUUAAUCAUAAAACUAAGUAACAGAGUACAAAUCUUCAAGAAAUAACAACACACCUUUUUACUAAUAAGCAAUAUUUAAGAACAUAGAAUUAUGGGUAAUGAAAUGUCUUCAACUGCUAUGGAAAAGCACCUCUUCAACCUGAAAUUUGCUGUGAAAGAACUAGAAAGAAACUCCAAGAGAUGCGAAAAGGAGGAGAAGCAAGAAAAGGCCAAAACCAAACAAGCAAUCCAAAAAGGAAACAUGGAAGUAGCUAGGAUACAUGCCGAAAAUGCAAUUCGACAAAAAAAUCAAUCCGUCAAUUACUUACGAAUGUCUGCUAGGGUAGAUGCUGUAGCUAGUAAGAUCCAGUCGGCUGUUACCACUAGGAAAGUAACCAAUUCCAUGGCCGGAGUUGUGAAAGCCAUGGAUGUAGCUAUGAAGAGUAUGAAUUUGGAGAAGAUAUCUCAAGUUAUGGAUAAGUUUGAGCAACAAUUCGAAGAUCUGGGUGUGCAAACAGAUGUACUAGAAAAUACCAUGGGUCAAACUACUACCACGCUUGUACCUCAAAAUGAUGUCGAUUCACUUAUGCAACAAGUAGCUGAUGAAGCUGGAUUGGAAUUGAACAUGGAACUGCCAGAAGGACCUCAAAGCUCCGCAGUGAGCACCUCUACGGUUGUUCACGAACAGGACGAACUGACCCAACGAUUGGCCAGAUUGAGACAAGCCGAAUAGAACUGCUGCGCUUAAGUGAUAUGGACAAUAAAAAUAUUAUGAUCUAUUUUAUAUUCUAAGCUUCGAUUAAUUUGUCAGCCAUUUUGCUGGAGAUUAUGAAAACUUAUCAAUGAAAAUAUUUGUGUUAACCAACUAAUAUAUGCAAAGAUGAUAUUGGUAAUUUGAGAUUAUAUGAAAUAUGGAACUAGUUUUUGGGUCGGGAUGUAUUUUUUUUUAAUUUCAGUUAUUUUAGGAAUCAAAAAGCAAAAAUAAAACUGUUUCUUUGUUAAAAUAUACAUA
This is a messenger RNA of Diabrotica balteata, 1104 nucleotides long. The record is from the annotation of a GenBank genome assembly. Lineage: Eukaryota; Metazoa; Arthropoda; Insecta; Coleoptera; Chrysomelidae.